UAAAUAGUUUUGUUUUUGUGGGUAACUGUGUCAAAACCCUGGAAUAGAAGAGGCAGCACUUCCCAAAUUCAGAAGAUCUCGAACUAAAUAAGAAAAACAUAUCUUCUUCUUAUCCCAAGUUUCUUCUGUUUCAAGCAAUUGGAAAACUCAAAGGCAACUUUCAGCCAUGGAGAAGCUACUCAAUCCAUACGAUAAAGAAUACAUGAAAAUGGCCAUGGUAAAGCACGAGGAAACCUUUAGAGAACAGGUUUACGAACUUCAUCGUCUAUAUCAUAUCCAAAAAAUAUUGAUGAAAACCAUCUCAAGUAGCCAGCAAGAUGUUAAUGAAGAUGAAAGCAAGAUUGAGUUAACUUUAGGCCCUUCCUCUACAGGAUCCCCUAGCCAUUUAAAGCAGAAAACUUCAGGUUUGAAUCAACAGAGGGAUGUUGUAACUGGCCAUAAAUGGAGACUUCAUAAUUUCAUGACCAUCUCUAAUCCAAAUGUUGAACAGCAGUAUAGAGAGAGUAGAUUGAAUAAUCCUCCUUGGCUUUUUCAAGUUUUGAUUUGACUUCAAUUUUUUUUUAAAAAACAUUUUCAAUGGAUUUUAACAUUUAACUUACUUUAUUUUUUAGGUUAGUAUGUUACAUUUUAUGAACGAUUAUUUGCAGUUAUUUCACU
Nicotiana attenuata is the source of this 657-nucleotide messenger RNA. RefSeq lists its product as uncharacterized. The record is from RefSeq and is a predicted model, not a curated record. The transcript is spliced from 2 exons. Lineage: Eukaryota; Viridiplantae; Streptophyta; Magnoliopsida; Solanales; Solanaceae. The coding region runs from base 167 to 547 and encodes 126 amino acids.